AUGGACAGGUCUCGGAGCAUCAGGGACCUGGAGGGUUUGCUGCUGCAGCAGGUCCCUGUCACAGACCUGCAGCUGGCCCCUGUCACAGACCUGCAGCAGGCCCCUGUCACAGACCUGCAGCUGGCCCCUGUCACAGACCUGCAGCUGGCCCCUGUCACAGACCUGCAGCUGGCCCCUGUCACAGACCUGCAGCUGGCCCCUGUCACAGACCUGCAGCAGGCCCCUGUCACAGACCUGCAGCUGGCCCCUGUCACAGACCUGCAGCUGGCCCCUGUCACAGACCUGCAGCGGGCCCCUGUCACAGACCUGCAGCUGGCCCCUGUCACAGACCUGCAGCUGGCCCCUGUCACAGACCUGCAGCAGGCCCCUGUCACAGACCUGCAGCUGGCCCCUGUCACAGACCUGCAGCUGGCCCCUGUCACAGACCUGCAGCGGGCCCCUGUCACAGACCUGCAGCUGGCCCCUGUCACAGACCUGCAGCUGGCCCCUGUCACAGACCUGCAGCAGGCCCCUGUCACAGACCUGCAGCUGGCCCCUGUCACAGACCUGCAGCAGGCCCCUGUCACAGACCUGCAGCUGGCCCCUGUCACAGACCUGCAGCUGGCCCCUGUCACAGACCUGCAGCUGGCCCCUGUCACAGACCUGCAGCGGGCCCCUGUCACAGACCUGCAGCUGGCCCCUGUCACAGACCUGCAGCUGGCCCCUGUCACAGACCUGCAGCUGGCCCCUGUCACAGACCUGCAGCUGGCCCCUGUCACAGACCUGCAGCAGGCCCCUGUCACAGACAGGGGCCUGCACAAAUGGGUGCAGUCUGACGGUUUUACAGAUCCAGUGGACGAUGGCAAAGUGAGAUCCCGCAGUGAUACCCUCCUCCAGCCGGUGCAGGGCUUUCCCAAUCACUAG
Knipowitschia caucasica is the source of this 903-nucleotide messenger RNA. The record is from the annotation of a GenBank genome assembly. NCBI's taxonomy places the organism in Eukaryota, Metazoa, Chordata, Actinopteri, Gobiiformes, Gobiidae.